AUGGGUCCGAUGAGAAGUUUGAAUUUUUGGAGUGUUUUGUUGCGAAUUCUGUUUGGGUUAUGGUUAGUUUUUGUGGUGGUAUGGCCUGUGAAUGGAUUAAGGCCUUUAAUGCCGGGGUCGAGGUCUUUGGCUAUGGAGUGGCUCCCUCUAGGCAAACAAGAGAAUGAAUUGGGUCCGUUUUCAUCUUGGAAUAUAACAGGGACAUAUCGGGGAAGUUGGAAGUUCGUAGAAUCCACAAAUGCUUCAUCCAAAUUUCCAUAUUUUACGAAUUCAAAUGGGAACUCCGUACUGGAGUUGAUUAGUAUUCCCACACAAAUAACUGGGGUGCACUAUGUUCAGGGGAUUAUGAUAUUUCAUGAUGUGUUCGACAAUGAGAAAGAUGUUCGUGGUGCUCAAAUCGGGCUAGAAGGUGUGUACUUAUGGCCUUUUAGACAGUUGAGGCUGGUAGUUAACAGUGGAAAAGUGGUCAAUUUUGGACAGGAAGACGAUUACUUAUUAAUUAACCCUUAUCACUUGAUGGGAGUCUUCUUUUCCCAGUUGUUUCAAGAGACUUCCCUCUGGAAUAUGAAACGUCCUUUCAUUUAUGAAAGGGAGAAGCAUUGCAAUUUUGAAAUUGCAGCUCAGGUUUCUCUUCACUCCUCGGGAAAAGAUGGCUUUCUGUUUUACAAUGGAGAUCAAGAGAAAUAUUAUCUAGAAGGACUAAUGGAGAGUCGUUCGGUGGAUGAUGACGUGGCCUGCUUUUCGCCUAUGCAUUUAAAUGCUACUACAGUCGACACUGAUGUCUACUAUAAUAAAGCAAUUAACUACACUUUGAUGGUUAUCUUGAUCUCUUCCCUCGAAAUUCUAAUGUUAAACCGACUAACGGAACACAGUGACACCGAAACUGGGACUGCCAAAGUUUCGCUUUUGAUGAUUGGCCAUCAAGCUAUAAUGGAUACUUAUCUAUGUAUUCUGCAUCUUACAGCUGGAAGUUUAGUUGAUUCCCUGUUUAAUGCUUUUGCUAGUGCCACAUUUUUCAAGUUUGUGGUCUUCUCAAUAUAUGAGAUGCAUUUGCUUCUUGCAAUAUGGAAGGCAAAUAGACCUCCGAAUGAAGAGAAUUGGGACACAACGAGGCGCGAGCUUUCAGCCCUUUACAGUCGUUUUUAUGCUAUCCUUUUAGGUGGCAUUAUCAUAAUGUACGAGUUUCAUAAGUUCUUCCGCUUUAUUCUCCUCCUUCUCCACUCGUUUUGGAUCCCGCAAAUAUGCAUUAAUGUGGUUCGUAACUCGAGGAAAGCUUUGCACCCUUAUUAUAUCCUUGGGAUAACGAUCACCCGUGCUGCCAUCCCGCUGUAUGUGUUUGGGUGCCCACAUAAUUUCAUGCGGAUCGAGCUCGAUCGUAAUUGGUGCAUUUGUUUGGCUCUUUUCAUGGGACUCCAAGUCUUUAUUCUUCUACUUCAGCACUAUUUCGGAGCUCGGUGUUUCAUUCCUCGUCGGGGUAACCGUUGGGUAGUUGGCCAAACUGCCCAUUAUCUGGUGCCAUCUCCUUAUCCGAAGCCAAUGCAACGAUCUUCUUUUACCAACGGUUGCCACAUCAUGAAGGACCUGAAGCCUUAUGUCUGUCACGCUAGCCUGCCAACCGUCGCUCACGUGCUAAGCAUGCGCCUACUUCAACUUCAUAACAGUUCCCGCCAAGAGCUAGGUUGCGGUGCUCAUGCACGCUCGCCUCAUUCGUCUCUCGUCAACCGAGCCAACCCUUAG
Striga hermonthica is the source of this 1737-nucleotide messenger RNA. Lineage: Eukaryota; Viridiplantae; Streptophyta; Magnoliopsida; Lamiales; Orobanchaceae. The record is from the annotation of a GenBank genome assembly.